UCUUUCCCAAGUGUCGUUGCGGAUAUUUCACCAUCGGAGUAUUUUUCUUGUGGCACACAGGUCUUGGUUUUGGAUUCAUCCAACAUGUCUAGCUCUUACAGAAUCAGGAUCCAGGAUUUCAAGGUGGCCUUGAGUGAAGAGAAGCUGGACUUAAAGGUGCUUCGGGAACUUUGCUUCAGCGGUAUCCCGUUUGAAGGCGGCAUCCGUGCACUUUGCUGGAAAGUCCUGCUCAAUUACCUGCCUUUGGACCAGAUGAUAUGGGACUCCUUCCUCAAAAAGCAGAGGGAGGUGUAUUCCCAGUUCCUAAAGGAGAUGAUCAUCCAGCCAGGCAUCGCUAAGGCCAACCUGGGCCUCUCCAGAGAGGACGUGACUAUGGAGGACCACCCUCUCAACCCCAACCCAGACAGCAAGUGGAACAACUACUUCAGAGAUAACGAGGUGCUGCUACAGAUUGAUAAAGAUGUCCGGCGCUUGUACCCCGACAUGGCGUUCUUCCAGCGGCCCACAGACUACCCCUGCCAGCUGAUCCUGGAUCCCCAGAACGACUACGAGACACUCAGGCGCCGUGUGGAACAGACUACCCUCAAGGCCCAAACUGUGGACCGCAACCGCAGCGGGGUCACCAAUGUGAGCUCCCCGGGCAAGGCCCUUAACCUGUACCCGUCCAACGAGUACGAGGUGCUGCCCAGCGGCUGCGAGGCACACUGGGAGGUGGUGGAGCGAAUCCUGUUCAUCUAUGCCAAGCUCAACCCGGGAAUCGCCUACGUGCAGGGCAUGAACGAGGUGGUGGGCCCUAUCUACUACACCUUUGCCACGGACCCCAACAACGAGUGGAAAGAGCACGCCGAGGCAGACACCUUCUUCUGCUUCACCAACCUGAUGUCAGAGAACCGGGACAUGUUCAUCAAGAGCCUGGACGACUCGCAGUGCGGCAUCACCUACAAGAUGGAGAGCGUCUACUCCAUGCUCAAAGAGAAGGACAUGGACCUCUAUAUGAAACUGCAGGAGCAGAACAUCAAGCCGCAGUACUUCACCUUCCGCUGGCUGACCCUGCUGCUGUCCCAGGAGUUCCUCCUGCCCGACGUCAUCCGCAUCUGGGACACGCUCUUCUCCGACCAGGACCGCUUCGACUUCCUCAUCCUGGUCUGCUGCGCCAUGCUCGUACUGAUUCGAGAUCAGUUGCUGGCAGGAGACUUCACGGUCAACAUGAGACUGCUGCAGGACUACCCCAUCUCAGAUGUCCACACCAUCCUGGCCAAGGCCAAGGAGCUUCAGGGUGGCUCAUAGCCACCCCUCCCCCUAUCUCCCUCUCCUGGAUUUGGGGGAUGCACCAUUGAAACUGGUAACCCUAGGUGACAACAAGGCCCCAUUGCACCCUGGGAGGGAGAGGAAGCCAUCUGGUGCCGGGGUGCUGCACGGUUGGUCAAAGCAACCAAACUCGAUACUUAGACUUCUUGUCUCACUCUCACAGCCCGACAGUAUUUCCACUCUCUCAGAGAGGGUGUGUGGGCUCAAGCUAUUUAUUUUUGCACUGAACACUUGAAAAAAUGACAAUCUACAUAUAUGAAGCAGAGAAACCAGUUACCCAUACAACAGCGUCAUUAUAAAGUUUGUCAGUGCUAUUAUAACACUCCUAGGUUAUUUUCAAACUAAGGUUGUUUUUUUUUCAGUUUGUUUAUUUUUUACAUGUGAACAUGGUUCUUUUUUAUUGUGGCGCUCGUACGAAAGACGUAAUAUAAUACUACCGUGUAAAAUCUAACCACAACAAAAAUUAAGUAUAGAUUGUUACUAUGAUCGUAUGGCUUUGGUAAUGGGCAAUUGAAACGUGAAGGUCCUCUCUGUUUGUUUUCAGUUAAACUCAGUCUGGCCAGUUUAAAGCCAGCCAGUUGUGUCCUCUCUCUUGAACUUCCAAUAUUAAUGUAUGUUUGCGAAUGUUGGUAUCAAAUGAAUGGGGUGUGAAACCUGUACCUUACUCACUAACCCUAAGUGCAUGCUUAUACGUUAGCCCAAAAGCGAAUGAAGCAACAGGCAGGAAGGAAAUGCUAAAUUAACCCUUUGAUUGUCUUAAAUCUAGCCUUAGGGGGAAAUUGAUAUGAUGAUGAUGAUGGUCUAUUUUAUUGUAAGGGCAUUACUUUGCAAACAAAACAGUCAGAUUAAAUUGGGCAUUCAAGUUUUUAAUAUAUUUUGAGUAAUUUCUUAAUAUAUUUUUAGUCAUUUCUGGUCGCAUUAAAAUAGUGGUUCACAUGUAAGGCAUAAUAAAUGGAACAUUAAUGACAUGUUAAGUGAGGAAUAACACAUUUUGCUCUGCAUACGGUUGGAUAAUUAGAGAGAACAAAUUAUUUGAUAAUAAUAAUUAAAUAUGUAUAAUUAAUGACAUUAAAAUGCUAUGAUAACGUUUCUGUAUUCAGAUAAUGGAAUUGACAGAUAACAGAGUUGACAACUGAAAAUCACUAACAUUUAAUGUGUUACUGUUUUUUAUCUCAAAACGCUAACAGUUACCACAAAGUUACUGCACCAUUGAAAUGUACCUUUUCAAACCGUAGGACCUAGAUAAUAAUGUGAUACUUCGUUAAGUACACAGAGAAUGGCUUGCUUUGUAAUGACAAUUGAAUCAUUAUUGUGACAAUGAUACAGCUCAUGAAACAGUUACCUUUUUACUGUUUGCGUUUCAGUUUUAUUGGCACUCUCUAGUAUCGCCAUCCAUUUCGGUCUACAGUACAUUCGGAAAGUAUUCAGACCCCUUAACUUUUUCCACAUUUUGUUACAUUCAAACCUUAUUCUAAAAUUGAUUAAAUGUUUUUUUUCCUCAAUCUACACACAAUACCCCAUAAUGACAAAGCAAAAACAGGGUUUUAGAAAUGUUUGCAAAUACAUGUAUUUAAUCACAUUUACAUAACUAUUCAGAUCCUUUUCUCAGUACUUUGUUGAAGCACCUUUGGCAGUGAUUACAGCCUUCUCUUCUUGGGUAUGAUGCUACAAGCUUGGCACACAUGUAUUUGGGGAGUUUCUCACAUUCUUCUCUGCAGAUCCUCUCAGGCUCUGUCAGAUUGGAUGGGGAGCGUUGCUGCAUAGCUAUUUUCAGGUCUCUCCAGAGAUGUUCGAUCGGGUUCAAGUCCGGCCUCUGGCUGGGCCACUCAAGGACAUUCAGAGACUUGUCCCUAAGCCACUACUGCCUCGUCUUGGCUGUGUGAUUAGGGUCAUUGUCCUGAUGGAAGGUGAACGUUCAGCCCAGUCUGAGGUGCUGAGCGCUCUGGAGCAGGUUUUCAUCAAGGAUCUCUCUGUACUUUGCACCGUUCAUCUUUGCCUCGAUCCUGACUAGUCGGUCCCUGCUGCUGAAAAACAUCCCCACAGCAUUAUGCUGCCACUACCAUGCUCACUACCAUGCUUCACCGUAGGGAUGAUGCCAGGUUUCCUCCAGAUGUGAUGCUUGGCAAAGAGUUCAGUCUUGGUUUCAUCAGACCAGAGAAUCUUGUUUCUGAGAGUCUUUAGGUGCCUUUUGGUAAACUCCAAGCAGGCUGUUGUGCCUUUUACUAAGUGGCUUCCCUCUGGCCGCUCUAUCAAAUAUAAUACAAUUUAUUUAUAUAGCCCUUCUUACAUCAGCUGAUAUCUCGAAGUGCUGUACAGAAACCCAGCGUAAAACCCCAAACAGCAAGUAAUGCAGGUGUAGAAGCACGGUGGCUAGGAAAAACUCCCUAGAAAGGCCAAAACCUAGGAAGAAACUUAGAGAGGAACCAGGCUAUGAGGUGUGGCCAGUCCUCUUCUGGCUGUGCCGGGUGGAGAUUAUAACAGAACAUGGCCGAGAUGUUCAUAAAUGACCAGCAUGGUCAAAUAAUAAUAUUCACAGUAGUUGUCGAGGGUGCAACAAGUCAGAACCUCAGGAGUAAAUGUCAGUUGGCUUUUCAUAGCCGAUCAUUGAGAGUAUCUAUACUGCUCCUGCUGUCUCUAGAGAGUUGAAAACAGCAGGUCUGGGACAGGUAGCACCUCCGGUGAACAGGUCAGGGUUCCAUAGCCGCAGGGAGAACAGUUGAAACUGGAGCAGCAGCACGGCCAGGUGUACUGGGGACAGCAAGGAGUUAUCAUGCCAGGUAGUCCUGAGGCAUGGUCCGAGGGCUCAGGUCCUCCGAGAGAGAGAGAGAAUUAGAGAGAACAUACUUAAAUUCACACAGGACACCGGAUAAGACAGGAGAAGUACUCCAGAUAUAACAGACUGACCCUAGCAUCCCGACACACAAACUACUGCAGCAUAAAUACUGGAGGCUGAGACAGGAGGGGUCAGGAGAUACUGUGGCCCCAUCUGAUGAUACCCCCGGACAGGGCCAAACAGGCAGGAUAUAACCCCACCCACUUUGCCAAAGCACAGCCCCCACGCCACUAGAGGGAUAUCUUCAACCACCAACUUACCAUUCUGAGACAAGGCCGAGUAUAGCCCACAAAGCUCUACCAUAAAGGCCUGAUUGGUGGAGUGCUGCAGAGAUGGUUGUCCUUCUGGAAGGUUAUCCCAUCUCCAGAGAGGAACUCUAGACCUCUGUCAGAGUGACCAUCGGGUUCUUGGUUAUCUCCCUGUCCAAGUCCCUUCUCCCCCGAUUGCUCAGUUUGGCCGGGCGGACAGCUCUAGGAAGAGUCUUGGUGGUCAAACUUCUUCCGUUUUAAGAAUGAUGGAAGUCACUGUGUUCUUGGGGACCUUCAAUGCUGCAGACAUUUUUUUGGUACCCUUCCCUAGAUCAGUGCCUCGACACAAUCCUGUCUCAGAGCUCUGUGGACAAUUCUUUCGACCUCAUGGCUUGGCUUUUGCUCUGACAUUCACUGUCAACUGUGGGACCACAGGUGUGUGCCUUUUCAAAUCAUAUCCAAUCAAUUGAAUUUACCACAGGUGGACUCCAAUCAAGUUGUAGAAACAUCUCAAGGAUGAUCAAUAGAAACAGGAUUUCAAGUCUCAUAGCGAAGUGGCUGAAUUAUUAAGUAAAUAAUGUAUUAGUUUUUUUAUUUUUAAUAAAUUUGCAAAAAAUUCUAAACCUGUUUUAGACUUUGUCAUUAUGGGGUAUUGUGUGUAGAUUGCUGAGGAUUUAUUUUUAUUUAAUCCAUUUUUAGAAUAAGGCUGUAACGUCACAAGAUGUGGAAAAAGUCAAGGGAUUUGAAUACUUUCCGAUGGCACUAUACAUUCUAACACUAUUUCAUUGGCAAGAUGGUAUCCUCCAACUGACAAAUCCCCUAGGCAGGAAUUGGUCCAAAUUAACAGUCUGUGACUAACUAUAAUUCAAUGUAGCAGUAUUGUACUAAAGUGAGGUACUAAGGGAUACUACACUACAUGACCAAAAGUAUGUGGACACCUGGUCGUCGAACAUCUCAUUCCAAAAUCAUGGGUAUUAAUAUGGAGUUGGCUUCCCCUUUGCUGAGAGUGGCUUUCAGUGUUGUGUUGGAUUUUCCCCAAACAUUACUCUUUGUAUUCAGAACAAAAAGUGAAUUUCUUUACCAUAUUUAUUGCAGCAUUACUUAAGUGCCUUGUUGCAAACAAGAUACAUGUUUUGGGAUAUUUUUAUUCUGUACAGGCUUCCUUAUUUUCACUCUGUCAUUUUGGUUAGUAUUGUGGAGUAACUACAAUGUUGUUGAUCCAUCCUCUGUUUUCUCCUAUCACAGCCAUUACAUUCUGUAACUGUUUUAAAAUCCCCAUUGGCCUCAUGGUGAAAUCCCUGAGCAGUUUCCUUCCUCUCCGGCAACUGAGCUAGGAAGGACGCCUGUAUCUUUGUAUUGACUGGGUGUAUUGAUACACCAUCCAAAGCUUAAUAACUUCACCAUGCUUAAAGGGAAAUUCAGCAUCUGGUUAUUUAUUUAGAUUUUUUAUGUCAAUUGGAGCCCAGUUUUGCGAGGCACUGAAAAACCUCCCCGGUCUUUGUGGUUGAGUGUGUGCUUGAAAUGAACUACUCGAUUUGAGGGGCCUUGCAAUUAAUUGUAUGUGUGGGGUACAGAAAUUAGGUAGUCACUCAAAAAUUAUGUUAACCACUGUUAUUGCACACAGUGAGUCCAUGCUACUUAUUAUGUGAUUUGUUAAGCACACAUUUACUCCUGACUUAUUUAGGCUUGCUGUAACAAAGGGGUUGAAUACCUAUUGACUCAAGACAUUUCAGCUUUUCAUUUUGUGUGGAUCAGUGACACAAAAUCUAAAUGUAAUCUGUUUUAAAUUCAGGCUGUCAAGCAAAACAAGGUUGACAAAGUAAAGGGCUGUGCAUACUUUCUGAAUGUGUUGUGUAUAUAAACAGUGAUACAUUCCCCCUUGGAGAUUCACCAAUGACAAAGAAGGAUAGUCUCAUCUUCCUGUAAUUCACAAACGUCUGUUGUCAACGAGUAAUGAUUUAUCGUUCUCCAUCUUUUUCUCAUUCUUGUCUUGCUCAAUUGUGAUUUAUUUGUUUUCCUUUUUUUUCCCCUUCUUUCAUCAUUCCCUUGGCUCUCGCCUUUCUGGACUUCAAACAAAAUCUGUUUUACAGCAAUAUGGAGACUGUUUCAAAAGGCAGCUCGCGGCUUCUGGUCUCUCAUCUCUGCCAACCAUUUGAUGGGAGCCAGUAUAGCCUAUAUGUGGCAAAAAGCUCCUAUAAUUGUGGAAUAACAGGGCUAGAGAGGGAGAGUAUGCAUAGUCGAUACAAAGUAUAAGAAUAGCAGAAAAGUGGGUUAGGAAAAGCAGAACACUAGUAGUUCAACCAUUUUCAAAGUUGGUUUUGGUUUUUGGGAGUAAUUUGCUCUCACAAUAAAAAUUAUUUUAAAAAAGCCAUGUGAACUUUGUCCAUCUGGUUCUUGGUAAUGGGCAUCAUGACAUUAUGGCCCAUUUUCAGACAACUGACCAGUCAGAAAGUUCAGCUGCUCUCCUGCUAACUUUAAAAUCCUUUACAUAAGAGAAGCGCCACCAGUCAAAAGGGUGUCCAGUGAAAAACCGUGGCAACCUUUUAUUUUUGUUUACAGUCAUGAUCAUUCUGAUUGGUUGACUGACACAAAAUGGCCACUCCUCUCACCCAACAACAAGAUUUAUCAGAGUGCAUUGUGGUUAGUUGGUGACCAUGGUGGAUAGCAGCAUGGCAUUGUGGCAUGUGUCUACUUGCCUGGCACAACCAAUGUUUCUGUACAAACGCCUUCCUCCCAUCCCUUCCGUUUAAUAGCUAGUGAAAUUGGAGAGACUGGCGAAGAGAGGGACGUCAUGUUUAGAUUGAUCAUUUGUGCUUGAAGUGCUCUUAGCUAAGGGAGACUUAAUCCCAGCUGCAUUUUCUCUGGCGAACUGGAGGGAUUGGCUGAGUUGAAUCCCUUCCUUGCCAUGUAAUGUCUUUUUUCCUUAUCCUGGUCGGUGAACAGACCGGAUAGGUUUCCACAAUAUUGUUUCUUCUGAGAAGUCCUCAGAUCAGCGUACAUGAAGGAAAUGAGAUAAAGGAAGCAAGUGAACAAAGGAAGUGGUUUAAGACCCUCAAAUUGUUGUAGAGGAAUUUAUUGAAGGGCAAAGAAAGUCAACAGUCAUUAUGUUUGGUUCAGCAUUAUUCCUUUUCUGUCCUUAUCUCCUACCUCGUCUGUGUUCACAGAGCUGAAAGGACAAAACCAUGAAUUUCAAUUCACUCAAUUCAAAAACGCAUGCAGGCUCUUGUAAACUUGUAGCAGUACUUAUUUGUUGCUUCUUUUUUUGUUGUUGCUCAUCUCACAUGUGCCUGAACAAAAAGUGCAAGAGAAUGAUUUUUAGUCUUCUUUUUUUUUCUUUUUUUUAAGGAGGCGGGUAGGUUGAGUGAGAAAGUGAGUCGGAAUGAAUGUCUAGCAUAUAAAUACGUUCUUCUUGAUUGUCUAACUUGUUUUGUAUUUGUGUGGUGGAAAACACCAGCGUCUCUGGUUACUUAUCACCAAGCUUUACUCUGUCUCUUUCUAAGAAUUAUUUUUAUUGCUGCCAUGUUAUAAAUAUGAGCCUUGGACAUCAUUGGAUGAAGGGAUGUCGUAAACUGAAGUAGCUUUUUCAACCAGGGAUCAGAAGCUUCCACCCCUGAUAACAAGUGUUUGUUCUUUUGUGUGUCUGUAAGACAUUUCUCCCAAAAAUUUCUUGCAUGAUUAUACAUUUUUGUAUGGGUGUGGAAAUUCUAUACAUGUUUUUACAGUGUUUGCAAAUGCACAAUAAAUAUUGAAUUUACGGUUUAUUAAAUAAAAUAUUUGUGAGGUG
This is a messenger RNA of Salvelinus fontinalis (brook trout), 8173 nucleotides long. RefSeq names its product TBC1 domain family member 13-like. The coding region runs from base 85 to 1287 and encodes 400 amino acids. Lineage: Eukaryota; Metazoa; Chordata; Actinopteri; Salmoniformes; Salmonidae. The transcript is spliced from 12 exons. Gene Ontology annotation, molecular function: GTPase activator activity. The record is from RefSeq and is a predicted model, not a curated record. Gene Ontology annotation, biological process: activation of GTPase activity; intracellular protein transport.